AUGCGAUUCAUUUUGUCUCUAAUUGCUCUCGUCGUGAGCAUCACCACAAUCAACGCGGGAGCAAUUCAUUUCGAAAUCGAUUUCAAUGGUUUGAAAUGUCCAAAAUAUUCAAGAGAAUCGGCAACGCACUUCAAGGUGCUUCGCGCUCGCAUCCUCUACACGAAUGAUAAGGGAAAAAUUAUUGGAAACGCCGUGUGCAAAGCGGAAUCGUCGAGUUGUCCGAUGGUCGGCCAACAAUCGAAAAAUGUCUAUGUGUCAAUCGCGGUGAAACCACUUCACAAGUCGUUGUACACCGACGACGUCGAUUAUCAAUACGAUGAUAAACUGUUUGGAUUGAUGGAGCUUCGUAAAAAGCACGGAGCCGGCUAUUUCCUGAUGCCCUAUGAAUCGCAGCUCUACGUCAACCGAGUGCGAAUAAUUGAUGAUAAUGGUGAUCGCGAAAUGACGUCGAAAUGCACGGAGCCGAUCGACUCACAAACGCUCAUCUUUGAUCACGGCUUCUUCAUCACACAGUUUGAUUCGUCGAAAUCGAUCAAAUGGGAGAAUAUGUACUUUGAUCCGCCGACGGUCGGAAAAACGAUUGUGUUUGAGGAUCGCUAUUUGAACGAAGCAUAA
Molecule: messenger RNA, 615 nt
Organism: Caenorhabditis bovis
Lineage: Eukaryota; Metazoa; Nematoda; Chromadorea; Rhabditida; Rhabditidae
Source: the annotation of a GenBank genome assembly